Papaver somniferum (opium poppy) is the source of this 4823-nucleotide messenger RNA. RefSeq lists its product as uncharacterized. The record is from RefSeq and is a predicted model, not a curated record. Lineage: Eukaryota; Viridiplantae; Streptophyta; Magnoliopsida; Ranunculales; Papaveraceae. The transcript has 4 exons. The coding region runs from base 3574 to 4125 and encodes 183 amino acids.
UUAAUUUUAUUACAGUUUGAUCAUUUUCUAAAUUUGUAUUGUAUAUUAAUUCUUAAUAUACGGGUUUGAUUUUAGUUAGGGAAAAACCCUUGUUUGAUUAUUAGUGUUUGAUUUUAGUGUUUCUGAAAUAGUUAAUUCGUAAAAAUCGUAAGAGCUUCUAUGCGGAUAGUAAUCACAUCUCUGAGACUUGUCAAUUGUAAUUACAUCUGUGUAGAUUGUGUUGCUAUUAAAUUACCAGCACCCUGUUCUACUCCGGGAUAGUCCCAAGUAGUUAUGACAAUAGCCUGACAUGCUGAUUACCAGUGGAUGUAUGCAAUCGAACGGAUACAUAACGUUAAUUAGUGAGUAGAAUAUUAUUCAUGUGAAAUUUUAAUUGUCAACAAUGAUUUUGGCACUGGACGGUUAAUCAUACAUGUAGGUUACAAUCUGGAGAGCUCUUUAGGUUUCAUCACUAACCUAUCUGCAAAUUCUUUAGCUUUCUAUAUCCCCAUCAACUUAGGUAUGUUGCCCUGUGAAUAUCCAAAUAUUUCCCCGCUGUUCUGGUUUUUAUAUUAACGGAGACGAUCACGGCUGGUUGUUAAAUAACGUAUGCAUUUGGAGUGUCAGUAUUCGUUUUUGUUUUUUGGACUACCCUUUCGUAAUAUCAUUAAACCAGUUGAUGGCUGGUGAGUGGUGAUUUUAGCAUCAAAUCUUUCUCAACGUUCUUGAUUUUACUAUGAACUAUUCUUUUUUGUAUUUCCUUACGGAAGGCAAAAUGCUGUCGACAUCCAAUGAAAUUGAGUUUUAAAAUCGACAUCAAACAUUUCAAGUGCUUAAACGAGCAUGGCACAGCUUUUCGAAGUUCUUUACAUCCAGAAUAUCAUUAAUUACUUGAAACAGCAAGCCAAUACAUCUUGCAUAUCUUCUCAAUCUUUAUACUUUUAUUUCAUUCCCAUCUCCUAUCAUGGCUUUUCAUACUACAGAAACCUCCAAGAGUUUAGCAGUCUUGUGCACAUUAUGUUAGACUUGGAUACGUGCAGAUUUGUAAUAAGUAUCUCUCCCUGCUCAAUGCCGCCUUCAUGAAUAGGAAUGUGAACAGUCAAGAAGAGAACUUACUUUUUUUUCAUUUUAUUUGUGUAGUACGUUGAUUUUCAUCUUCCUUCGAAGAACAUUCCAAAUGUGACUAAUUGGUUUCUCUAUAAUAGAAAGUUUCAGUACUGCAUUUGAUAUUUUAAUAUAACAAAACUAUCAAAUUUUUUUACUAACUUGACAUAUGAUAUAACAUAACCAUUUCAUUUUUUUAUAUUGAAUUAAUGGUGGGAAAUUUUUGGCAUGAGUUGGUUGUUUUGUCAUUGUUAAGCUUAGAUGGAUAAAAGUUGGAUGCAGAAGGGUAGAUGUCGUCCUGACUAUUUCCGUGGAUGCGAUGAAUUCAUAAAUUUUGCUUGGUCUCAGCAUACUCCUGAUUUAGGUGGGAGUAUUUUUUGCCCCUGUUUGAGAUGCAAUAAUGUGAACUGCUUGGGUAGAGAUGUAGUGCGAGAGCACAUUCGAGAGAAUGGAAUAACACAUAUUUACACUCGUUGGACAAAACAUGGAGAACCUGAAGAGCUAGUUAAUAAUGUUGAGGAAGAAGUCACAAAUGUUAUAGGUGGGGGUGAUAUGCAUGGGAUGUUACAAACUGCGUUCCCUGAAUCAAGGUUUUUCGCUGGGGAUGGUAAAGUUCCAGAUCAAGCCAAUAUAAAUGGAUAAGUCAGCAUGAUCGUAUUCCAGAUGAGCCGCAUGUGGAGGCCCAGAAAUUUUAUAAGUUGUUGAAAGAUGCAGAAACACUGUUAUUCCCUAGAUGUACAACAACUUCGAAAUUAUCUUUUCUUGUCUCGAUGUUACACCAUAAGUGUACUAAUGGGUUGAGUAACAAAGCUUUUGACGAGUAUUGUACUUUAUUAAGGUCCACGAAAACUUUUCCAGAUAGCAGUAUCCCUAAGAAUUACUAUGAAGCACAAAAAAAAUUCGAGAUCUUGGUAUGGAAUGUGUUAAAAUAGAUGCAUGCCCAAAUGAUUGUAUGUUAUAUUGGAAGGAUAAUCGUGAUAAGUAAAGGUGCGAUGCCUGCGGUGAAUCUAGAUGGAUAUCAGGUACAUGUCAAUCUAGAAAAGAAGUAGCAAGUGAAAACAGAAAACCAAGAGAAAAGCUGCCAAGGUUUUGAGUUGGUUUCUGUUAAUACCACUGCUUCAAAGGUAUUAUAUGUCCCCUAAAACCACAGAGGAUAUGAUAUGGAAUGAUAAAGAGCGUACCAAAGAUGGUGUUUUAAGGCAUCCGGCAGACUCGCAAUGUUGGAAACCUUUGACGAAAAGUUCGGGUAUUUGGUUCAGAACGUCGCAAUGUUAGACUCGGGUUAGCCAGUGAUGGGUUCGAUCUUUUUGGUCUUAUGGGUACUGGUCACAGUACAUGGCCAGUCUUUUUUACUUCUUAUAAUUUGUCGCCAGAGAAGUGUAUGAAGCAACCCUAUUUUAUCAUGUGUUUGCUUAUUCCUGGGUCUAAGGGUCCUGGGAAUAAUAUUGAUGUAUACUUACAGCCACUAAUCGAAGAGCUAAAGGAAUUGUGGAAAAAGGGAAUUGAGACGUAUGAUGCUUAUUCCAAGCAGAACCUCCAAAUGCGUGCAGCUCUCUUAUGGACUAUUAAUGACUUUCCAGCAUAUGCCAACCUGUCAUGAUGGAGUACUAAAGGCUAUCUCGCUUGCCCAUGUUUCCACAAGGAUACAAGUUCAGUAAGAUUGCGAAAUGGGAGAAAAAAUGUUUAUUUAGGGCAUCGGAGAUUCUUAAUUAUUGGUCAUCGGUUACGAAGCAACCUGAGCUCGUUUAAUGGCCGCAAAGAACAUGAUAGUACACCAAAACCUUUAACCGGUGAGGAACAUGAUAGUACACCAAAACCUUUAACCGGUGAGGAUGUUCUUCGACAGUUCCGUGGUUAUCAUUAAAUCACUUUUGGAAAGGAAGAACAUGUUGUGUGUGGGGAGAAAAGAAGGAGGGAUGACAAUGAGUUUCCUUAUAAUUGGAAGAAUAUAAGCAUUUUCUUCGAACUACCUUAAUGGAAAGAUCUUCUCUUACUACACAAUAUUGAUGUUAUGCAUGCCGAGAAGAAUAACAGCGAGAGUUGGAUAGGGACACUGUUGAACAUAGAGGGUAAGACAAAAGAUAACUUGAACGCUCGGGAAUAUUUGAAAGUAUUGGGUAUACGUGGACCACUUCACCCUGAAGCUUUGGGGAACAACAAAUUCUACCUUCCUCCAGCAAAGUAUACCAUGUCUUUGGCAGAGAGGAGGAAAAUUUGUCAAUUCUUGCGUGACCUAAAGGUUCCCGAUAGUUAUUCAUCGAAUAUUUCGCAGCACGUUCAGGUACAAGAAUGCAAGAUUCCCGGGAUAAAGAGUCAUGACUGGCAUGUUCUUAUGCAACAACUUUUUCCUGUUGCGGUGCGUGGUAUCUUACACGAUGACGUAACCAGAGUUUUAGUUGAGUUUUCUGAUUUUUACACUCAAUUAUGCUCCAAGACAUUGAAAACCGAAGAUUUGGAGGCGCUUAAAAAAAUUAUCUCACUUUGUGCAAAAUGGAGAUGAUAUUCCCUCCUUCAUUUUUCGAUAUUAUGACACACUUGCCUAUUCAUCUAGCAGGAGAAGCGAUAAUUGCUGGACCUGUUCAUUACCGGUGGAUGUAUCCAAUCGAACUGUACUUGUACACCUUGAAAAAGUAUGUGCGAAAUAAAAGUCAACCUGAGGGAUCGAUUGCACAAGUGUAUCUUGUUGAUGAAUGCCUGACAUUUUGCUCGAGAUACUUGAGUGUUGAGAUUAAUACAAAGUUCAACCAGAUAGGGAGAAAUAGUGAUGGUGAUGGUGCAACAACAUCUAGUCAUGAAUUGCCUAUCUUUGAAGAAGCAUGUCGUUUUUUAGGGAAACCAAUUUUCCGAAAUUUAUCUGACAGUGAGUGGGAGGAAGCUCGAAUGUAUGUGUUGAGUAAUUGUGAUGAACUUCUUCCGUUCAUCGAGAAACACAAGAAAACAAUUCGUGAUAAAUAUGGAGGGAAAAAUCGUGAUAAUGAGUUGGAGCAUUGGCAUGCCAAAAUAUUCGGUAGUUGGUUCGAGAACCAUGUUUCACACAACUGAUCAUGAGAAGAACAGAAACACACAGAACAACGGUGUUUGUGUUAAUGUACAGACUUCAAAUAAAGAUAGUAUUGAAUCUAUUGAUUAUUACGGUAGAUUAGAUGAAGUCGUGGCAUUACAGUAUCGCGGGGGGAACCAAGUUGUUUUAUUCGAUUGUUAUUGGUGGGAUAUUACCGAGACAAGAAAGAAGCAACGAGAUGCAUUUGGGUUUACGUCGUUGAAUUUCACAAGAACCAUAGCCAAAAAUCAACCUUUUAUGCUUGCAAAGCAAGCACAUCAAUUUUUUUUAUCUUCGGGACAAUAAGGACAAGAAUCGCCAAAUUGUACUUAAAAUGCAGGCAAGGGAUCACUACAGUUUGGGGACAUCGGAAGUUGAGCUUAUCCAAGAAGAUUCAUCCCACACAGAUAACGUAAUUAGUGCGACUGAAAUUGGCCAAGACUUUGGGAGUUGUACCCGAAAUGAAAUUGGAUGCGAAGAGAUGAUUAGAAGUACAACUGACGGUGAUAAAGGAGAUCUAAAUAAUGACAGUGAUAUUGAUCACAGUGAUUAUUUUAGUUAGUGUGAAAGAGAUGAUCUCGUCUAACAUAAAGUCAAAGUUACUACUGAAUGCUACUUUUUAUUUGAUGUUUUCCUGUUUUAUUUUAGGUUGAAUUACUUUCAAUUCUCACUUAAAUUUUAUUUUCUUUCAUUUAUCCGA